Molecule: messenger RNA, 1870 nt
Organism: Eremomyces bilateralis CBS 781.70
Lineage: Eukaryota; Fungi; Ascomycota; Dothideomycetes; Eremomycetales; Eremomycetaceae
Product: dihydrolipoyl dehydrogenase
Exons: 5
Coding region: 21-1559 (512 amino acids)
Cellular component (GO): mitochondrion; oxoglutarate dehydrogenase complex
Molecular function (GO): flavin adenine dinucleotide binding; dihydrolipoyl dehydrogenase (NADH) activity
Source: RefSeq, a predicted model, not a curated record
GUGUUGUACAAGUUGGCAACAUGUUCAAAAUCACAGUGCCUCGAUCGGCGCGGUCACCAUUGUUGAGACCGUUGACCAGCACAAAGUCCGCUAUCGUGAACCCUUUAGCUUUUGGAGCCCUGGCCAACUUCCGAAGAGGGUAUGCCAGUGAAGCUGAAGAGAAAGAUCUUGUCAUCAUCGGUGGAGGUGUGGCUGGCUAUGUCGCCGCCAUCAAAGCCGGUCAAGCGGGUUUGAAGGUGGCAUGUAUAGAAAAGCGCGAUGCGUUGGGCGGAACAUGUCUGAACGUCGGCUGCAUCCCGUCCAAAUCUCUUCUCAACAACACGCACCUGUACCACCAGAUCCUCCAUGACACGAAAAACCGCGGAAUCGAAGUCGGCGACGUCAAGAUGAACAUUCAGCAAUUGAUGAAAGCCAAGGACACGUCCGUGACAGGGUUGACGAAGGGGAUUGCGUUCCUCUUCAAGAAACACAACAUUGAAUGGGUCAAGGGAUCAGGUUCUUUUGUCGACGAACACACCGUGAAGGCGGAUUUGGUGGAGGGUGGAGAACGGCUGCUGCGUGCGAAAAACAUCUUCAUUGCAACCGGAAGCGAAGUGUCGCCGUUCCCAGGGCUUCAGGUGGAUGAGAAGAGGGUAAUCACGAGCACCGGUGCCCUUGCUUUAGAACAGGUCCCGAAGAAGAUGCUGGUCAUUGGCGGUGGUAUCAUCGGUCUCGAGAUGGCCUCCGUAUGGUCUCGGUUAGGCGCUGAAGUCACCGUCGUCGAGUUCCUGGGCCGCAUUGGUGGCCCGGGUAUGGACGAGGAGAUCGCAAAGCAAACCCAAAAGAUCCUCCAGAAGCAAGGCCUGAAGUUCAAGCUGAACACCAAGGUUGUGACAGGAGACACCACCGGCGAGCUCAUUUCACUGAACGUCGAGUCAACGAAGGGCGGUAAAGCCGAGACCAUCGAUGCCGAUGUCGUCCUCACCGCCAUCGGCCGCCGUCCAUACACCUCAGGCCUCAACCUCGAGUCCAUCGGUCUCGAAACCGACGAUCGCGGCCGCCUCGUCAUCGACCACGAAUACCGCACCAAGCACCCGCACAUCCGCGUGAUCGGCGACGUGACCUUCGGCCCGAUGCUUGCGCACAAAGCCGAGGAAGAAGGUGUCGCCGCUGUCGAGUACAUCACCAAGGGCCACGGCCACGUCAACUACGGCGCCAUCCCCUCCGUCAUGUACACUUACCCGGAGGUCGCCUGGGUUGGCCAGGCGGAGCAGGAUGUCAAGGCUGCCGGGAUCAAGUAUAAGGUCGGGACCUUCCCGUUCAGCGCGAACAGCCGCGCCAAGACGAACCUCGACUCUGAGGGUUUGGUCAAGUUCAUCGCGGAUGCGGAGACCGAUCGGGUCCUCGGUGUGCAUAUCGUCGGGCCGGCGGCGGGCGAGCUGAUUGCUGAAGGGACGUUGGCGGUCGAGUAUGGCGCGUCGUGCGAGGAUGUGGCGAGGACGUGUCAUGCGCAUCCGACGUUGUCGGAGGCGGUGAAGGAGGCGGCGAUGGCGACGUAUGACAAGGCGAUUCAUUUCUAGUCGGAAAAGAAAGAAGAAAGCAGAGGAAAGGUGGGAAUAUCGUAGUUCAUGUUGCUUGAGCGCAUCGUAGGUUCAUUCCGGGGGUGGAAAGAGGAGGGGGUAAAAUAUCUUCGGCAGGGCGAAGCUGGAGCACUUUUGUGUCUUGUAGGAUAUUCGUGGCAUAGAUGACGCUGUAACAAAGUAUGCAAAUUUCGCGUUACUAAGAAGUGCACGCGUGUAUUUGUACAUAAGGUACGAACGGAAACCCAUAUAUGUACGUAAAAGUGACCUGGGUGAGACCAUCCUGCGAGAGAACACCCGACCUCAUAUCC